Molecule: messenger RNA, 385 nt
Organism: Magallana angulata
Lineage: Eukaryota; Metazoa; Mollusca; Bivalvia; Ostreida; Ostreidae
Product: cell death abnormality protein 1-like
Exons: 3
Coding region: 62-385 (107 amino acids)
Source: RefSeq, a predicted model, not a curated record
GUACACACCACAUGCAUGUUCAACCUAUUACUUAUCUUGAGAAUAUAUUAGAUGAUUUACUAUGUUCAAUCAAGUUAUGAGCAUAGCGAUAUCUCAACUGUUCUAUUUUAGUGCACAUGUAUUCUUCACGAGCAUAGCCAAAGAGUGCCCAGUGGAUAAACACUACAAUCCAACGAUACAAAACUGCACAGAUUGCCCUUCGGGUUACUAUGGAUCAAAUUGCUGGUAUUCUUGUCGUUAUCCUGGCUAUGGUGUAGAGUGUCAGAAAGAAUGUCAUUGUCCAAAAAAAGCAUGCAAUCACGUCAUUGGAUGUUUAGACUAUGCGUUAGAUGAUAAAGAAAGAGGAAGAGAAAAAAGGGAUACAUUGUUAAUAAAAAUGUUUUAA